AUGAUUCCACAGAAGUCCCAGGGUGUUGUACUUGUAUUGAAUUCACUCGACUCUCUAGGUGAUAAUCAGGUGCUAGAUAAACAGCAAGCUGGAUUUACAGCAAUCAACCUGACCAAGCUUACUUUCAACCCGGACAUUGCACAGGAGAUUAUGGAGGGUGUAUACCAAUUUGUUUACUUCAGUCCAGAAAUAUUCCUCAACAGCAAGCUAUUUGAACGAUGUUACUUAAUCACUGAGUUCCAAAACAGACUUGCCUUGAUUGUGGUUGAUGAGGCCCAUAUGGUCUAUGUAUGGGGUCUUGUAGAAAGCUCAACCUCAAAAGCAUCAACUUCAGCCCACUUUUGCUUUGAGGACUACAGAAUUUUUGGUCCUUCAUAUGGUAAACUCGGGGCCCAGAUCUUAUUUUGGAAUGAUAAACCAAUCUUGUUGCUCUCUGCAACUUGCUGUCUGGUGGCCGUUGAAGCAAUCAAGAAGAGUUUGAAGUUGAACAACAACAGCAUUGACAUGAUACAAGCCGACGGCUCCCGUAAACGAAUGUUGACCAUGUUGAAAGUCAUUGACAGAGCUCGCGAGAGCCCAGGCGGCACUUUCAUCCCAAACAGUCUCUGUGCCUGUCAAUUUCAUUCUUGUCAGCUGGCUAUUAAGGCAGAGACAACCUGUCAUAGCAAAUAA
Molecule: messenger RNA, 672 nt
Organism: Puccinia graminis f. sp. tritici CRL 75-36-700-3
Lineage: Eukaryota; Fungi; Basidiomycota; Pucciniomycetes; Pucciniales; Pucciniaceae
Exons: 2
Coding region: 1-672 (223 amino acids)
Biological process (GO): double-strand break repair via homologous recombination
Cellular component (GO): chromosome; cytoplasm
Molecular function (GO): four-way junction helicase activity; 3'-5' DNA helicase activity
Source: RefSeq, a predicted model, not a curated record